AUGGCACAACAACAUCGGGAGAAUAUUUGGUAAGUUUAAUUUAAACUGAAAAAAUAAUAUAAUAUCCAGAGUUUUGUGUAUAUAAUCGACUUCUAUAUUUUGUAGGAGAGAUUAUUUCACGGCAGAGUUGGAAAAUAAUGAGGUCAAUCGCCAGCUUUGUGCCGUGGACACAUUUUCUUGGUCCCCUGAAACUCAAGAGCAGAUUCUGUCUGAGUGGAAUGAUUGGCGACGAGACAGAAACCCUGGACAUGGCUGCAAUCACUGCGAAAAAGUAUUCACGCGUCGAGCCGAUUUGAAGCACCGCAUUCAAUCUCUUCAAUUUGGAGAAAAGUCGUUUACUUGCGACCAAUGUGGCAAAUCUUUCGCAACGAAAGAUAAACUAAACCACCACAAGAAGAUACAUGACAAGGGAAAAGUAUACAAAUGUGCAAGAUGUCAUAAGAAAUUUGAUCGAAAGGUUUGUAGAGAUUUGUAUUUAUAUAUAAACCGUAACAAGUAUAUUUAUAGACAUUAUACUACAUGUUCUUUACAGGAUAAUUUGAACCGCCACAUGAAAAUGCACGAGAGACGUGGUGCCGAAAGGGAAUACAACUGCAAUAUCUGCG
Paramuricea clavata is the source of this 605-nucleotide messenger RNA. The record is from the annotation of a GenBank genome assembly. Lineage: Eukaryota; Metazoa; Cnidaria; Anthozoa; Malacalcyonacea; Plexauridae.